Messenger RNA from Oryzias melastigma (Indian medaka), 2779 nucleotides. RefSeq names its product cytochrome P450 2K4. Gene Ontology annotation, molecular function: oxidoreductase activity, acting on paired donors, with incorporation or reduction of molecular oxygen, reduced flavin or flavoprotein as one donor, and incorporation of one atom of oxygen; heme binding; iron ion binding. Lineage: Eukaryota; Metazoa; Chordata; Actinopteri; Beloniformes; Adrianichthyidae. The transcript is spliced from 8 exons. The record is from RefSeq and is a predicted model, not a curated record. Gene Ontology annotation, cellular component: intracellular membrane-bounded organelle; cytoplasm. Bases 664 to 2277 code for a protein of 537 amino acids. Gene Ontology annotation, biological process: xenobiotic metabolic process.
GGCCCCUUUAAAGUCAAACAAAAAUAAAGAAAUACAAAAAUAAGUCUGCUUGUUCAGUUUUUGAGACUAGAUUGUGCAUUUGAAAUUAAAAAUUAGUGAAGCUUUUUCUAAAACAGAUUCAAGCAUUAAGAAACAGUCAAUGUAAUAAAAAAAAGUGAACGACCGCGAGUUUUUUUCAUGGAGCAAAACAUUUUCUGAAUUUACAGUCAAAUCAACUUUGACACAACAGGAAGCAACAGAUUGUAAAGCAGUUGAGUGAAUGUUUUUAUGUAUACACCCAGAGCUGAACUUUUCAUAUUAAUGAUUGACCAGCUUUAACCAAUGAGUCAACCAGUGAAAGCAACAGGCAAGCUUAUACUUGAUGAAAAAAUCUGAUAUUUAUUUUCAAAACAAGAAAUGCUUGUGUCGGAACAAAAAAAAUAAAAAAUAAAGGAAAAUGUUAAAGUUCAGAUAUAUAUCCCCACUCAAAGUUUUAUGGUCAGAUUGGAAAAAGGCAUAAACACAGUUAUCUUAUACAUGUGCAAUGAUUUACUGCUUUUACUGACGACCUUUCCCAUACUCCACAUUAUCCCUGGUGCUGCUUUAUAUGUCAGCAGCAGCCCCUUCAGAUCAUAACAUCUAGAUCAUCUAGAAGACGCUGUUUGAUAAAAAAAAAAAAAAAAAAUGCAGAUUUUAGAUCUUUUAUUCCAAUCUUACUCUUCGGUUUCCCUGGUGGGAAUUCUGGCCGUCUUGGUCAUUUAUUUCAUUUCUCACUUCAUCUUCAGUUCAGGGCAGCAUGGAGAGGAACCACCAGGACCCAGACCACUUCCUAUUAUUGGGAAUUUGUUGCAGAUUGACCUGAAAAGACCCUAUAAAACAUUCGAGGAGUUCUCCAAGACAUAUGGACCUGUGUUCACCGUGUUCCUGGGAGGUGAAAAAGUUGUUGUCCUGGCAGGCUACAAGACGGUAAAAAAUGCACUUGUCAACCAUGAUGAAGAGUUUGGAGAAAGAGCCAUACCUCACAUGAUCCAAGAAUUAAAUAGAGGACAUGGUAAGAUCAUGAAAAGCAAAAUAUUCUCGCCAUUUUUUUUAUCUAAUGUUCUUAGAACCUAUAGGCCCUUUGUGAUCCAUUUAUGCUUCAUCUUAGGGGUUUUAUGGUCGAAUGGGGACACCUGGAGAGAAAUCCGACGUUUUGCUCUGACCAACCUGCGAGACUUUGGCAUGGGCAAGAAAGCGUGUGAAGACAAAAUUACUGAGGAGUGUCAGUAUCUUUUAGAAGUUUUCAAGAAAUUCAAAGGAAACGCUUUUGACACAACUAAACCACUGAACUAUGCAGUUUCUAACAUCAUAUGCUCAAUGGUGUACGGCAGCAGGUUUGAAUAUGACGAUCCAAAAUUCACAUCAAUGGUGGAUCGUAUGAACAGAAACAUUCAACUCAGUGGAUCUCCCACCCUCCAGGCUUACAACAUGGUGCCGUGGCUCUUCAAGUGGGUUGGAAGCCGGAGAGAAGUCCAUGCGUGCGCGGCUGCCAACAGAAAACAGAACAGGAGCAUUUUCACUCAUUUGAAAGAAACCCUGAACCCUCAGAUGUGCCGAGGAUUUGUGGAUGCAUUUUUAGUCAAAAGGCAAACCCUAGAGGACUCUGGGAUCACCAACAGCUCCUUCAAUGAUGAAAACCUUUUGAUGACGGUAGUCCAUUUGUUUGCUGCUGGUACUGAAACAACAUCAACAACACUGAGGUGGGGUCUUCUGCUUAUGGCCAAGUACCCCAAAAUACAAGACCAGGUCCGGGAUGAGCUGAGAAGGGUCAUUGGCGAUCGUCAAAUCCAGGUUUCUGACAGGAAGAAUCUGCCUUUUACUGAUGCCGUCAUUCAUGAGAUCCAGAGAGUGGCCAGCAUCGUCCCCACUGCUCUUCCUCAUAAAACCUCCAAGGACAUCACUUUUCAAGGCUAUUUCAUUAAGAAGGGAACAACUGUGUUUCCACUCCUAACGUCUGUCCUGCAUGAUGCCAAUGAGUGGGAGAAGCCUCUCACCUUUCAUCCCGCUCACUUCCUGGACAAGGAUGGAAAGUUUGUGAAGCGGGAUGCCUUUAUUCCCUUUUCUGCAGGUCGUAGAAUUUGUCUUGGAGAAAGUCUGGCCAGGAUGGAGCUCUUCAUGUUCUUCACCACCCUCCUGCAGCAUUUCCGUUUCACUCCGCCCCCUGGAGUUUCAGAAGAGGAACUGUGUCUGACUCCAUGUGGAGGCAUAACUCUCAGCCCUUUGCCUCAUAAACUCUGUGCUGUUCCAUGUUCAGAAUAGCAACCGUGGGAAUUGGAGAAUCCCUUUUAAUGGUCUAAAUUUAAAAAAAAAGAAAAAUACUGUAUUAAACACUUGGAUAUACAUUGGUCCCUCAUUAUGUCAUGGUUCACCUUUAAUUAUCUGCUAACUAUCUGAUAACAUCUGCUAAUCUGAUAUUUUUUGUAAUAAAUAAAGAUAACUACUUUGUGGAUUUUGCCUAUUGCAGGUUACUUUUAGAACAUAACUUCAGCGAUAAUCAAAGGACCGCUGUAGAAAUCACAACAUCUAACAAAAACAGCAUUCACACCUGGACCAGGACAGACUUGGUCCAGAAAUGGGGACCGUGUUCUACACUGUUCUAAGUCUAUUCGCGAAUGACAGCUCUCAUUGUGGUUUUCUGGAGUCCGGGAGCCUCAGAAAUAGUUCUGUAAUACUUUUUUUUUGUUUUUUUUUUACAGACCAAAAGUUUUUAGAUUGCUGUACAAUUGUUGAACUUAAUAAAAAAGAUCAGACAGCUUCUAAA